Messenger RNA from Scleropages formosus (Asian bonytongue), 3165 nucleotides. RefSeq names its product diphthamide biosynthesis 2 (gene dph2). Gene Ontology annotation, biological process: protein histidyl modification to diphthamide. The record is from RefSeq and is a predicted model, not a curated record. The transcript is spliced from 8 exons. Bases 587 to 2092 code for a protein of 501 amino acids. NCBI's taxonomy places the organism in Eukaryota, Metazoa, Chordata, Actinopteri, Osteoglossiformes, Osteoglossidae. Gene Ontology annotation, molecular function: 2-(3-amino-3-carboxypropyl)histidine synthase activity.
UGUGAAGUAUUUUUUUUUUCCGGUGUUAAGCGGGUCUGACUUAUUAUAUCGGUUCUGCAUUAGAUAAAGGGCGUUCACUGGGAUAAUUGAUUAUUUUUUUGCCUUGUUUUUGUACAGUUGCUUCAUUUUCAGGACGUGGAUAGGAACUUUUGUUCAGUCAGCGUAGUUACUACUAGUGCGCGUACACGUCGUGGAUGGAGCACAUACUCAUGCCCUCACCGGCACCCGCAGUCAGUCAGUGGCAUCACAAAUGAAUACGUUCACUUAAAUUAUAAAUUAUGUGUGGUGAUCAAUGAGAGAAGGUAAAAUCGGACAGUGCAGAUUUUUUUGUCAGAUUUUCAGAUGAAUACACGGCGGCGUGUCGUGUCUGUCUCAGUUUGAAAAUACUUCUUGUGCCGGCUGAUGAUUUGGUGUGAAUCUCUGACUAUUUUGGCUGAAUCUACAGUCUGAGUCUGUGUUAACCUCUAGUCUUCUGGAAGAAAUUACUGCUAGAACUGAAUGCAUUUUCCUUAAAAGGAAUAAUCAUGCUGAUUUAAUCCCUUUGCGACAAGAGGGUUUCACAGAACAUGGUUAUGUGAGCAAUGCCAUGGGAGUUAGUAUGACGAGUGGAUUCAGCACCGAUGGUUCUCUGGCCAUUCAUCAUCGCCUUGAUGUUGGAACAGUAGGGAAGACUCCGACCGAAAGGCUUGAAGAGUUCUAUCAGAUUAAGGAGACACGUGACUUCAUCAACAAUAAUAAUUUCCAUCUAGUGGCGCUGCAGUUCCCAGACAACCUGCUGGUCGAUUCCCUUCCAGUAGCGUCAAAACUCGAGAAUGGAACUGGUGCAAAAUUAUACAUCUUGGGAGACACUUCCUAUGGCAGCUGCUGUGUGGAUGAGGUUGCAGCGGAGCAUGCCGGGGCCCAGUGCGUGGUGCAUUAUGGAAGUGCGUGCCUCAGUCCCUCGAGGAGACUUCCCCUCAUGUAUGUAUUUGGAAAGAAGACCAUUGACCUUCAGAAGUGCGCCGCGGCCUUUCGGCAAUUCUACCCCGAUCACAAGAGCCAUGUGGUCAUCCUGUAUGAUGUCACCUAUUCGCACGUCAUAGAUGAUUUCCUCAUCCUCCUGCAACCCCAGUAUGAAAAUGUGGUGGCCUCUACCCUGCAUGUGGAUGGAGUGCUCUGCAAAAGUCAGGGACAGAUCCUUAGGCAAAACGAAGAUGGAUAUAUAGACAAUCAGAAAGGCCUUUACGGAGAUCGAUUUGUCAAUAAAUUUGGACGACAGUUUGUCUUAAACGAAGGAUGCAGUAUUGAUCACCACAGUAUGUUCUUCAUUGGAAAGGAGGGCGCAACUUUAACGAAUUUUAUGAUGACCUGGAACAAGUGCUCCUUCUGCUCAUUUGACCCAGAGACAGGUGCAGGGAGGGUUGAGACAGUCAAUGUCAACAAGGCUCUGAUGAAGAGAUACUACUUGGUAGAGAGGGCGAAAGAUGCGGCCGUGGUGGGCAUCCUGGUAGGUACACUUGGGGUUGCUAACUACCUAGCCAUCAUCGAACAGCUGAAGGAGCUCAUUCGUCAGGCUGGAAAGAAGAGCUACAUGUUUGCCAUGGGCAAGUUGAACGUUCCCAAGCUGGCCAACUUUCUAGAGAUUGACGUCUAUGUGCUGGUGGCAUGUCCAGAGAACUCCCUGCUGGACUCCAGUGACUUCUACCGGCCUGUGGUGACACCCUUCGAAAUGGAGCUGGCCUGUAACAGGAGCCGCAAGUGGACCGGUGGGUUCGUCACUGACUUCCAAGAUCUGCUGCCAGGAGGCUGCAGUUAUAUGGAGUGUCCUGAAGCGAACGGCGAGGGAGAGGAAGAGGUCGACAUGUCCCUCAUCACUGGAGCUACACGGCCUACACGUCCGUCUUCAGUGGACCAAGCGGACACUACCUCUCACCUUUCUCUGGUCCAUGAAAACCGAAGUAUUAUAGUGGCGCAAACACACACUGCAGGCUCGUUCCUAUUGAGCCGCUCUUGGCAGGGGCUGGAGCCGAAACUAGGGGAAACAGCAGUGACAAAAGCGGUGGAAGGAAGGAGAGGGAUUGCCAUCGCCUAUGAAGAGGAACAAAAGAGCUGAAGUCAGAAAGUUCCGACAACUGGAAGAGUGAUGUCCGUGUGUCCAGCUGGAACAGUGUACAGUGUACAGCAGUGUUGCUCAAUGUCAGGCAAAGAUUAUGUGGCACAAUGAGAAAUUAUAAAACUAUCUUUGUUGAUUCUCAGAAAGGAACUGGUGAUUUUGAGCUCAUUUACUUAUAAUUUUAAAAAAUGAAUUUAAGAAUAUCUACUUAAAGAGCUGUACUGUUUUGCAAAGUAAUGGAAUGAGUUGUAUUAAGCUGAAAGAAUCUUGUGAAUCUGUUCAUAUUUCCUGCUGUAAGUAGUGAAAUAUAUAGGGCACAAGUCUUGAAGUGGCAUAUCUCAGCAGUCAUUUGUUUUAGUGAAAUUGCUUAUAACCUUGAAUUUGCCUUUGCAUGAACAAGAGUGAAAAAGCUCCACCACCACAAGUGGCUUGUUUGGGUAGGAUUGUGUGAUUCUGACCUGCAUAACCCUGUGUUUUAGGACAUGGAUCGGUCACUGUGGCGUCCCAGGACUGGGCGCAGGUGGACGUUAUGGAAGCUUUUACAAACACAACAGGAAUAUGUAAACAUGUUAAACUAUUUAUUUACUUUUCCUUUUUUAGCAGUUUUUUGUAUGACUUUAACCUUACAGUGUUUCAUUGUUAAAAAUGCAGACUGAGGAGCUCCUGUAGAAAUGUUGGCCCGCUGAGAGUGGAACUGGGUACGAGCAAGGCUGUAUGGAGGGGAGGCAUUGUAGACAUAAAGAGAAGGAAUACACCAGUCCCGCAGAAAGCCUUUAGUCAGUGUGAAUCCCUCAGCUUUACAUUCAUUUGUUUUUCUCUAAACUGACUCACAGCUACUUUGAUUUACCCAUUUAUAUAGCGGGGUAAUUUUUCAAUUCAGCAUAAAUGCCCUGCUCAAGAGUCCUACAGGUUUGAAUCCCACCUCCAGCUGUAGUACUAUUUCGCAGGGUGCUUACCUAAAAUUGCCUAGCUGUAUAAAUGGGUACAUAAUUGUAAAUAGCUUGUCACAAUGCAUCUUCUACCUUCAUUCACUUAGCUGAUGCUUUUCUCCAAAGCAACUUACAGUUAUUUAC